Molecule: messenger RNA, 2364 nt
Organism: Artibeus jamaicensis (Jamaican fruit-eating bat)
Lineage: Eukaryota; Metazoa; Chordata; Mammalia; Chiroptera; Phyllostomidae
Gene: P4HA2
Product: prolyl 4-hydroxylase subunit alpha 2
Exons: 16
Coding region: 372-1979 (535 amino acids)
Biological process (GO): peptidyl-proline hydroxylation to 4-hydroxy-L-proline
Cellular component (GO): endoplasmic reticulum
Molecular function (GO): protein binding; iron ion binding; procollagen-proline 4-dioxygenase activity
Source: RefSeq, a predicted model, not a curated record
CGGGUCCGCCGCGGGGCUCGGGCGCGGGCCGGGGGUGCGGGGUCGUGCGUCCUGCCCCCUCGGGGCCCGGGGUCACGGCGCAUCCCGGGCCGCAGCCCCGCGCCCUCCGCCCUGGCUGUACACCCGUCCGGGUUCCUGUCCCGCUGUCCCCGUCCCCUCCCCGGGCUCAGGGUGGUGAGACAUCUCUUUGGAAUCUGCGUUGCUGUUCCUCAACGUCUGCAAAGACUGUGGUAAUUAGUUAAGUAAUUCAACAAACGGACCCUUCUGUGUCAGAAACGAAGGGAUUGCUACCCACUGGAAGGGGCAGACCCACUGGACUGGAAGACUGGGAAGUCCAGGCCCAGAGCAGUGUGACGCUGCCUUCUGCGACCAUGAAACUCUGGGUGUCCACGUUGCUGGUGGCUUGGUUGGGUGUCCUGGGCUGCGUGCAAGCUGAAUUCUUCACCUCUAUCGGACACAUGACGGACCUGAUUUACGCAGAGAAGGACCUGGUGCAGUCUCUGAAGGAGUACAUCCUUAUGGAGGAAGCCAAGCUCUCCAAGAUUAAGAGCUGGGCCGACAAAAUGGAAGCUCUGACCAGCAAAUCGGCUGCUGACCCCGAGGGCUACCUGUCCCACCCUGUGAAUGCCUACAAACUGGUGAAGCGGCUGAACACAGAGUGGCCUGAGCUGGAGGGCCUUGUCCUGCAGGACUCGGCCGCAGGUUUUAUUGCCAACCUCUCAAUUCAGCGACAGUUCUUCCCUACUGAUGAGGAUGAAAUGGGAGCCGCCAAGGCCCUGAUGAGGCUUCAGGACACAUACAAGCUGGAUUCAGACACGAUUUCCAAAGGGGAACUUCCAGGAACCAAGUACCAGGCAGUGAUGAGUGCAGAUGACUGCUUUGGGAUGGGUCGCUCGGCCUACAAUGACGGGGACUAUUACCACACGGUGCUAUGGAUGGAGCAGGUGCUGAAGCAACUCGAUGCUGGGCAAGAGGCCGUCAGCACCAAGGCCCAGGUGCUGGACUACCUGAGCUAUGCCGUCUUCCAGUUGGGUGACCUGCACCGCGCCCUGGAGCUCACCCGCCGCCUGCUGUCUCUUGACCCGAGCCAUGAACGAGCUGGAGGGAAUCUGCGAUACUUUGAACAGUUGUUGGAGGAAGAAAGAGAGAAAAUGGUAUCAAAUCAGACCAAAGCUGAGCAGGAGACCCAGGACAGCAUCUACGAGAGGCCCUCGGACUACCUGCCCGAGAGGGAUGUCUAUGAGAGCCUCUGUCGUGGGGAGGGUGUCAAACUGACACCCCAGAGGCAGAAGAGGCUUUUCUGUAGGUACCACCACGGCCACGGGACGCCCCAGCUGCUCAUCGCCCCCUUCAAGGAGGAGGACGAGUGGGACAGCCCGCACAUCGUCAGGUACUACGAUGUCAUGUCCGACGAGGAGAUCCAGAGGAUCAAGGAGCUCGCGAAACCCAAACUCGCACGAGCCACUGUUCGAGAUCCCAAGACAGGCAUCCUCACCGUGGCCAGCUACAGGGUUUCCAAAAGCUCCUGGCUGGAGGAGGGCGAUGAUCCCGUGGUGGCACGAGUGAACCGCCGGAUGCAGCACAUCACAGGGCUAACAGUAAAGACCGCAGAAUUGCUGCAGGUUGCUAAUUACGGAAUGGGAGGACAGUACGAGCCGCAUUUUGACUUCUCCCGGAACGAUGAGCAAGAUGUUUUCAAGCAUUUAGGGACGGGGAACCGUGUGGCCACAUUCUUAAACUACAUGAGCGACGUAGAAGCUGGGGGUGCCACUGUCUUUCCUGAUCUGGGAGCCGCAAUUUGGCCCAAGAAGGGCACAGCAGUUUUCUGGUACAACCUCUUGCGGAGCGGGGAAGGCGACUACCGAACGAGGCACGCUGCCUGCCCCGUGCUUGUGGGCUGCAAGUGGGUCUCCAAUAAGUGGUUCCAUGAACGAGGACAGGAGUUCUUGAGGCCGUGUGGAUCAACAGAAGUUGACUGACAUCCUUUCCCACCCUUCCUCUUCCUGCCCCAACAGCCCUUUGUCUGCAAGUUCAACGUGGCAAACACCUUUGUAUUCCAGCCUCUGUCAGGCGGGUCUUUGGAGUAGUGAAGGUUUGUCUGGAGUGGACCAAGCGGACAGGGGAGGGUCCUGGGUGGCCUGGGUCCCGGCCUUUCUGGUCAUCCUGUGCCAUCUUGGGUCAGAGCAGCUGCCGCAGUCAGGUUGUCCAGCACCUAGCCAGGUGCCUUUGUACCUCAGAUGCUCUGGGUGUGAGGUGUCUCAGUGAACCAGAGUUCUGAUACCUUGUUUACAUGUUUGUUUUUAUGGUGUUUCUGUUAAUGUGGCUUUAACCAAAAAAUAAAACGUCCUUGCCAGAAGCCUUAAA